Messenger RNA from Peronospora farinosa, 1041 nucleotides. The record is from the annotation of a GenBank genome assembly. NCBI's taxonomy places the organism in Eukaryota, Oomycota, Peronosporomycetes, Peronosporales, Peronosporaceae.
AUGUUUGAGUCCGAGCGGUAUCGUCGAGAAGGCAAGGGGUACUACCCGAACAGCAGUGCCGCGGCUUUUGUUGGUAGCGGCAAUGACAACAUCUUCAGCUGGUACCCAGUGUUUGCAAACUCAAGCGCGAGUGUAAAUGCCAACCCGAAUGCCGAUUGGCGAUGCAAGCUGUCUAUUGCCCUAGAUGUAGCCAUGGGACUUGUCUAUCUCCACGCUAACAACCUCGCACACGGCCGUGUUUGCGCACGAAAAGUAUUGUUGAACAAGCAGGGCGAGGCCAAGCUUAGUGCAAUGGACGUGCUGCUGCCGUCAGACGUAGCACAGAGCAAAGAUGAUAACCAUGGCAUGGCGGACCAUUUCCGUGGCUCACUCCGAGACAGCGCUCUUUGGACGGUGCAGAGGAUCACUGGUGUAACACGCACGUUGAGAGGUCCAAAGCGUUGGGUAUCAGAGAAUCCUGGCCGUAGUCGCUAUGCGAACAACAGUGAAGAGAGUGAUGUGAGUGGGGUGAGCAGCGUGACGCUCGACGACAACAACAGCCAAAUGGGCGACAACCCCGCGUUCGACGAAAUGUCGGACGAGUUUGAUGAAAACUCGGUCAAGUCCAGCGGCAUCGGGUCAUCCAUCGUGGCAGCUCAGCGUGACGACGUGUACGCAUUCGGCACGUUCCUAUGGGAGCUCGACACGAUGAUUGUGGUGGAGGAAGACCUGGCGAGCUCAAGGAUUACGACUGGUAUCGGUGGUAACCCACACUUACUCAAGUUCUCAGCAGACUGUCCAUUGGAGCUGCAGGAGUUGGCUCGCCAGUGCUGGCACGAGGUGCCGACCGAGCGUCCCGAUGCGAUCGACGUGCAAGAGGAGCUAGUGCGUGUGCUAGAAGGCCGCUUGACUACUAGUGGUAAAGUGCCGCCGCCCAACUGGACACGACCUAGCUAUCUGAGUUCUACCAGCGCCAUCAGUAGUCUGUCAAGUUCCGAGCUGUCCUCCAACAUGUCUUCGUUACCGAGCUCACGUUCUAUGAUGGCUGUAGCUGAUCUAUGA